AUGACCAAGACCGAUGCCGUCUGGGGUGGUAUCCGCCCCUUACGAUGUCGAGCCAUUACCGCCCUCAUUGAUCCGCGAGUGGAUGCCAAGAUUAAGACAGAUGAUGACGGCUACUAUUACGUCAUUCCUCAUUACCUGGCUGAUCAAAUAAUAAAAAAUAGCCCAAAUGUCCCCGUGUAUCUUCAGCAUAAUUCCAAGUACUCUAUCGGCCGCACACUUGGACAUCGAAAGGUGACCGACCGCAAAAUCUACGACCGAAAUGGUCAAGUCAUCGAAACCGAAUUCAUAAUAGACAACCCGGCAUUUCUCAAGGCUGUCAUCGACGUUACUAAAGUGAGAGCCAAUGACGUGGUCGGAGGUGUCAUUGACAGUAAGGACGGUUUCGUUGAAGGAGGCCAGCGCCCAUCACCGAACGACAACGACUUUAUUUGCCCCGAUCUUAAAGUGCCUGUGACUGCUCAGAGUGCGCUCAUGCAAAAGUUUCCCAGCACCAGUUUCGCUCACAACAAGAAGACACAAGACGUAACGGAACUCUCCAUUUGCUUGUCUGGCCUACGACCUUUCACGGUCAUCGACCAGGUCAAAGUCGGAGAAGGUGAUGAAUUGAUGGAGGGGGGGCUAACCGUCGAGGAAUUUACACAAUAUAUCGGAGCCUGCCACUCCGUAUCCAACGGCGCACUAUACGCCAAGACUACCGAAGAUCUUCUCGCCGUUGGGGCCCCCAUUGAAUGUCUGUCUUAUUCUAUGUCCAGACUUGACGAAGAGGAAGCGAUGUCAUCAGCAACUUCGCCCCAACAACCACCAAUUACGUCAACCAAUCCCAAGCCGCAAUUACCACCAAGGCCCACCCCCAUCCCCUUAGACCAGUUAGAAGGCUUCGUAGAUGCCAUGUAUCCUGCUAAAUACUCCGCCGACCCGGAAAAUUAUAUCAGAUGUUCAACAGGUUCACCAUGUUUGUGUCAAACCCAACCCACUAAGCCCACUCUGCCAUCACCAGAUACGCUCGCGGCGUAUUCAAUCACCCCUCCUAACGUUAACGAUCCUUCGCCGCAAUCGGCAAAAGGUAAAAUCUCGGAAGCAAGAUUUGCACAAGCAGCUUCAAGCCAGGAAAUGCAGGCUGUUCCACAGCACAACAUGCCAGACGACGACUCUCGCUCUUCCCCAUCUUCCGACGCUGCAAUUAAAACCCUUCACAAAGCCUUCAGCGACCUUGUUGCCUCCAGGAAAAAGAGUAGUAAACGGAAGGACUACUAUUCAGACGACUCACUUUCGGAUGCGGAGGUUGUUCGCAUGAGACGCAAACAAGGCAAACAAACGAUGGCGCUUACCAAACGGGGCAAGCGAGUUGUGCUCAUAGACGACCAUGAUUCUGAUGACGAGCCUCGCAGACCACGUGGUGGAACACACAGAUUGUAUGAGGCCCUCCCCCACUCACAUGGCUCUUACUUCGGAAACGGUGACUCAGGCUACUCUCAUAAUCACCUUGCAUGUUCGUAUGGACAGCCAUCACACCCAGGGAUGUACCAACCACCGCCACCACCACCACAGCUCAAUCCCCAGGCCGCAUAUAAUCCCGGUCAACCCCUCCCCACAUCUCUGACACCCUACUACCAGCAGCAACCACCACCCCCUCUACCACCCAUGUCCUACAACCAAUACAAUUAUCCGGCUACAAAUCCCUCAUAUACCCCUUCUUUCCUUGGAUCUCCCACUCCUGGAGCCCACCAGCUCCCACCACGACAACCUCCACCAGCUCCACCACCAUCACCGCAUAGAUCCAUUAGAUCCGCCCAUUGGGGUCCACCUCCCAACAUGGCAUUAGUAAGGCCAUUACAGCAACCUUAUCAAAAUGACUACGAUCAAGCGAAUGGCUACGAUCGAGCUGGAGGCUUCGGAGCACCUUAUAACGAAGGAUAUGGGUAUGAAGUAUAUGAUGCUAUCCCCCCGCCACAUCAGCCUCCCAGUGGACAGGUACGAAAACGCCCGGCAAUCGCCAAACGCCGUAUUCCUGUACAAGGACCUUUGGCUGCGUCCGACUCCACCCAACAGGAGCAAUCGCAGCCACAUAGCGAAGAUACGUCCACGUCUAUGGAAGACCAAGCCAUCGACGCUGAUGUUACUGAACAACAGCAGUCAGAGUCAGCCAUUACCGGGCCAGCAGCCGGGGCUAAAGUUGCCCGUCAACAACAAGCAACUCACUAUUCUAUGCCUACAAGCAUCCCUUCUAGCCAGCCGCAGGCACCAGUUAGUAAGAAGUCAGCUGUCCUGUCCCACAUUACCGACCACGUCAACAGCUUGUUGUAA
Molecule: messenger RNA, 2304 nt
Organism: Branchiostoma belcheri (Belcher's lancelet)
Lineage: Eukaryota; Metazoa; Chordata; Leptocardii; Amphioxiformes; Branchiostomatidae
Product: WAS/WASL-interacting protein family member 3-like
Exons: 1
Coding region: 1-2304 (767 amino acids)
Source: RefSeq, a predicted model, not a curated record